AUGACUGAAUAUGAAAGUAAAAUGACAAAAGAACCUAACACAAAACCAGAACAGCAUAUAAGGGAAAAACGUAAUAUCAAUAGAAAACAUAGGUCAGCUUCUUCAAGUCCAUCAAGAAAUGCUUUAACUCUAAGCCUAUCAAAACGUUUUUCAGGAAUAAAGUUAGGUUCAUUAAAAGAAGGAUUAAUUGUUCCAGAGCAAUUUAGUGCAUUAGAACCUAUCCAUAUCAAAGUUAUCAACCAAAUUACUGACUGUGACACAUAUGAGAAACUUAAAAAAGUUAUAUCAACAUACAGUAUUCAAUUCUUUGAAAAACCACUAGAGAGUAAAGUUAUUUGUCCACGAAUGGUAAUUUGGAAAUUAGAAGAAACUCAUAGAAUGAUAUUAGAAGUAAUUUGUCGAUUAUUAAAAAAUAAAAAAGACAAAAAUGAAAUAUUAACAUCUAUUUUAUCUGAAAGUCAACCACAUAAUACUAAAUUUCUCCAACAAUUUGUUGAGGAUAUAUUCUCAAAUGAAAGUUUAUUUGAAAAAGAAGGAGAUCCUUCAUUUAAUGAUGAUGGAGAAAUUGUAACAAUUUCUAAAGAGUGUCUUAAAGAAAUAUUGUUUAAACCAGAAGGUAGUAAAGAGCUUGAUGAAUUAUUCUCUUUCACUCAACAAAAUUAUUUUACAGAAAAUGAAUUAAUAAAUCUACUUGAAUUAAAAAUAUAUGAAAUGAAUAUAAACACUGACUCUUGUUCAUCUUAUACUAAUGAACAAAUUUCAAAGUCAUUGGUAAUUCUUUGUGGAAUUAAUUCAUUUGGUUCUGACACACUCAGUCAAAUAAGAAAGAUACGAAUGAGUCAUAAAAAAGUAACUUUCAGUAGUUUUAGAAUUGCAAUAGAUCAAAGUACUGAUGAAGGUGUUAAAGCAACAUCAAAACCUGCACCAAAAAGAAUUCCUAUAAAAAGGUAUAAUUCUGCUUCAAAAAUUGAUCUUCGUCUUAAUACAAAAUUAGCAGAAUCACAAAUUCUUUCAACUGGAGAUAAAAAAUCUCCAAAAGAAGUUGAACUUUUAUCUCUUUCUAAAAUAACUACAGAAAGUUCUAAAGAUUUGCUUAUUUCUUUAUCAAAUGACUCAUACAAAGUUGAAGAAGGAAUUGUAAAUGACAAUAUAUUGGGAAUAGACUCUAAAAUUUUUGCAGAACAAUUAAUGAUUUAUGAUAUCGAUUUAUUUGGGAAUAUUCCUCUUAAAGAAAUAAUACUAAUUGAUAAAUCACCAAUUAUCAUUUAUGGUACUUCUAAGUUAACUCAAAUAGAAAAUUUAGUUAUCAAACAUUCUAAAACAAGAAACGGUAUUGAUUAUUUUAUAAAAGUUGCAUAUAGGUGUUUCAAAUUAGGAGACUUUAAUAUGGCUUUUAUCAUUUAUUCUUGUAUCGUUAGAGCAUCUUAUAAACAUUCUGAUGAAUUUGAAGUUUGUUGA
Messenger RNA from Entamoeba nuttalli P19, 1458 nucleotides. RefSeq lists its product as hypothetical. Gene Ontology annotation, biological process: small GTPase-mediated signal transduction. NCBI's taxonomy places the organism in Eukaryota, Evosea, Mastigamoebida, Endamoebidae. Gene Ontology annotation, molecular function: guanyl-nucleotide exchange factor activity. The coding region runs from base 1 to 1458 and encodes 485 amino acids. The transcript has a single exon. The record is from RefSeq and is a predicted model, not a curated record.